GAGCCCGGCGCUUCCAUGGUGCGGGAAGGCGGCAUGGCCCGGACCCCCUACAGCUCCACGCAGGACAUCCAGAUGGACGUCUUGGACAACGCCGCGCUCCAGGGCAAGUACAGCAGGCGCAAGAGCCGCUUCAAGCGCUCGGACGGCAGCACCUCCUCCGACACCACCUCCAACAGCUUCGUCCGGCAGGGCUCGGCCGAGUCCUACACCAGCCGCCCCUCGGACUCGGAUGUGUCGCUGGAGGAGGAUCGGGAGGCGCUGCGCAAGGAGGCCGAGCGCCAGGCCAUGGCUCAGCUGGAGAAAGCCAAGACGAAGCCGGUGGCGUUCGCCGUGCGCACCAACGUGGGCUACAACCCCUCGGCCACCGACGACGUGCCCGUGCAGGGCAUGGCCAUCUGCUUCGAGCCCAAGGACUUCCUGCACAUCAAGGAGAAGUACAACAACGACUGGUGGAUCGGGCGGCUGGUGAAGGAGGGCUGCGAGGUGGGAUUCAUCCCCAGCCCCGUCAAGCUGGAGAACAUGAGGCUGCUGCAGGAGCAGAAGAUGAGGCAGAACCGCCUGAGCUCGAGCAAAUCGGGUGACAACUCCAGCUCCAGCCUGGGUGAUGUGGUGACAGGGACACGCCGGCCCACCCCCCCGGCCAGCGGUGGCCUGGACAUGCCUAGCUUUGCCUUUGAUCCCGAUGAGUUAGAGGAGGAGGAGGCCAUGGAGAUCCAGCGCUCCCCUAAAAGUAGCGUGAGCAGUGUCACCACCCCCCCUGCCCACAACAAGCGCAUCCCUUUCUUUAGGAAGACCGAGCACGUGCCCCCGUACGACGUGGUGCCCUCCAUGCGCCCCAUCAUCCUCGUGGGGCCGUCGCUGAAGGGGUACGAGGUCACGGACAUGAUGCAGAAAGCGCUGUUUGAUUUCCUGAAGCAUCGCUUUGAUGGCAGGAUCUCCAUCACGCGGGUCACAGCUGACAUCUCGCUGGCCAAGCGCUCCGUGCUCAACAACCCCAGCAAGCACACGAUCAUCGAGCGCUCCAGCACCCGCUCCAGCCUGGAUGUCUUGGCCGAGGUCCAGAGUGAGACUGAGCGGAUCUUCGAGCUGGCCCGGACGCUGCAGUUGGUGGCCCUGGAUGCUGACACCAUCAACCACCCGGCCCAGCUGGCCAAGACCUCCCUGGCCCCCAUCAUCGUCUACAUCAAAAUCACCUCCCCCAAGGUGCUGCAGCGGCUGGUGAAGUCCAGGGGGAAGUCACAGGCCAAGCACCUCAACGUGCAGAUGGUGGCCUCGGACAAGCUGGCACAGUGCCCGCCUGAGAUGUUCGACAUCGUGCUGGACGAGAACCAGCUGGAGGAGGCCUGCGAGCACCUGGCCGAGUACCUGGAGGCUUACUGGAAAGCCACGCACCCGCCCAGCAGCAACCCCCCGAACCCGCUGCUGAACCGCACCAUGGCCACGGCCGCGCUGGCCGCCAGCCCCGCGCCCGUCUCCAACCUCCAGGCUCCGUACCCGGAGGGGGAGCACGGCCACCUCCGGCAGGGUCCGGGGGACUCGGGGGGCCGUGGGCAGGGCAGACCCCCCCUGCCACCCACCCGCCCGGGACCCCGCAGCCUGUCCCGCCAGGACACCUUCGACUCGGAGGCGCCGGGCAGCCGGGACACGGCCGGCACGGAGCCCGGGGAUUCCUGCUGUAUGGACAUCGAGAUGGAUCCCGUCGAGGAGGAACCACCGGGCAGCCCCGGGACCGGACCCCACCCGCCCCCCGGCUCCUGGGACGGGGCCGAGCCGGGGAGGGAGAGCCGGGGGCUGCGGGGCCGAGCCAAGGGCCGGGAGCCCCUGGGCCAGAGCGCCGGGGAGGGCUGGGGCCGGGACGUUUACAUGCGUUAG
This is a messenger RNA of Cinclus cinclus, 1872 nucleotides long. RefSeq names its product calcium voltage-gated channel auxiliary subunit beta 1 (gene CACNB1). The record is from RefSeq and is a predicted model, not a curated record. The transcript has 15 exons. Gene Ontology annotation, molecular function: protein binding; high voltage-gated calcium channel activity. NCBI's taxonomy places the organism in Eukaryota, Metazoa, Chordata, Aves, Passeriformes, Cinclidae. Gene Ontology annotation, biological process: neuromuscular junction development; chemical synaptic transmission; regulation of voltage-gated calcium channel activity. Bases 16 to 1872 code for a protein of 618 amino acids. Gene Ontology annotation, cellular component: voltage-gated calcium channel complex.